This is a messenger RNA of Diaporthe batatas, 1353 nucleotides long. RefSeq lists its product as uncharacterized. Gene Ontology annotation, biological process: transcription elongation by RNA polymerase II; poly(A)+ mRNA export from nucleus; post-transcriptional tethering of RNA polymerase II gene DNA at nuclear periphery. The record is from RefSeq and is a predicted model, not a curated record. Gene Ontology annotation, molecular function: RNA binding; double-stranded DNA binding. Gene Ontology annotation, cellular component: transcription export complex 2. The coding region runs from base 1 to 1353 and encodes 450 amino acids. NCBI's taxonomy places the organism in Eukaryota, Fungi, Ascomycota, Sordariomycetes, Diaporthales, Diaporthaceae. The transcript has 5 exons.
AUGGACUUUAUCUUCCAAGACUUCAGCACGGCAACGGCUGAGGGCAACGGCUACCAGCUGGCCCAGACCCUGUCGCCAGAGUUGCCUGCGGAAACCCUCAAGAUCAUAUGGAAGAGCACCAACCACCACGAUGCACGGGGCUACAUACGGCGAAAUCUCAAGAAUGGACCAUCGCCAGUCAAGGUCUCGAAUCAGGAGAUUGACGCCUGGACUGACGUCUACUUGUCCUACUGGACUGCCGUCGGCGCCAUCCUGGCCGUCCAGGGCAACAUCGUUGUCCCCGGCAAGCCGUCCUGGACCACUGUCUACCAGGCCUGGAAGGACAUGACCCUGUUCCUCAAACGUGGCUAUCAAGAAUUUGGCUUUGAGGCCUGGACUAUACCGUGUCUCUACACCGCUGGGAAGUACUUGAGAGUGUUCGCCAUCAAGGCGGACGACGAGCGAGGCUCGAAUGCAGCCGACACCGGGGCUGCCGUCUUGGGGGACGACUUUGACCCUGAAAUGGAAGCCCAUCAGACCUUGGAGGAGUGCGCGCGCCACCUAAAUGGGCUGUUUUCCCUUUGCCUUACCGACCGGGCACCCAUCCAAGAGUCCAGGAAGUGGGCAAUCUACUACAUCAUCAACCUUCUCUUCAAGACGUACUUCAAGCUCAACAAGGCCAGGCUCUCCAGGACGAUCCUGAAGAACCUCCACGCCUACCAGGGAAACAUGCCACAGCUUGAUCAGUUCCCAAAGUCUCAGCAAGUAACGUUCAAGUACUACGAGGGCGUCCUCUUCUUCCUCGAGGAGAACUAUUUGGAGGCUGAGAAGCGUCUAGCAGAGGCAUUGGCUCUCUGCCACAAAGAUGCACAAAGGAACAAGGAGCUCAUCCUAACAUAUCUCGUUCCCUGCCACCUGCUCACUACCCAAACUCUUCCCACCCAUGCCCUCUUGGACCCUUACCCCCGGCUGCAGAGACUGUUCUUGCCCCUGGCACAGUGUAUAAAGAAGGGCGACCUGUGCGCUUUUGACCAAGCACUGAAGGAAGGUGAGGAUGAAUUCGUCAAGCGCCGGAUCUAUCUUCCUCUUGAGCGAUCUCAUGACACCUGCCUCCGGAAUCUGCUGCGGAAGGUUUUCAUUGCAGGCGGGAUGGUCCCAGAUGCGGAUCCGCCCACCCGGCGCACGCGCAUCCCUAUCGACGAGUUUGCGGCAGCCAUCAGCCUGAGCAGCAAGCAACAAAUCGACUCGGAUGAAGUCGAGUGCCUUCUUGCUAACAUGAUAUAUAAAGGCUUCAUGAAGGGAUAUAUAGCCCGCUCAGCCCGGUUUGUCGUGCUUAGCAAAAAGAACGACGCGUUUCCGAGUACAGGCGUCUGA